Psilocybe cubensis is the source of this 612-nucleotide messenger RNA. RefSeq lists its product as uncharacterized. The record is from RefSeq and is a predicted model, not a curated record. The coding region runs from base 1 to 612 and encodes 203 amino acids. The transcript is spliced from 3 exons. Lineage: Eukaryota; Fungi; Basidiomycota; Agaricomycetes; Agaricales; Agrocybaceae.
AUGUUCACCAACAACCCAUAUGCUCAAGGUGGCUGGUAUAACCCAGAAAACCCUAUGUCAAUCAACACAAGAGUAUCAGCAUCAUACGUACCUUCAGUAUUCGGUUCUUUACCUGUCCUAGAGUCUGGAACAGGAGAACGUAGUCUCACCUUCCAACUCAUACCUAACAAACCCGACAUCCUAAAUAGCUCAAUAAUGGCGCCAACGGGGAACCCAUGUAUUCAAAUCACCAGCAACUACAAUUCCGCGCCUUGUACUUAUUUUCGCAAAUGCGACGGAACUGUACUUGCAUAUAUUGAAUGGUCCAAUAGGCCAAUGGUCUGCAUACCUGGUAUUCUCGAGAAGGUGUAUGUCAGUCGAUGGCUUGUGCUCUCUCCCGACAGAAGAUCACGGACGAUGGUAGCGAGGGAUCGCCCUUUAAUUUGGGUGCCUAAGGACAAUCAGAUAGCGCUAUUCGCCAUAGGUUCAACCUUUCAGGAGCCGCUGGCAACAGUGUCAAAGAAUAAAACGCUUGUAACCCUCAAGCUAACGACGGAGGCUGUUAAUGCUGGCCUACUAGAGGCAGGGAUAGUCGCCACAGUUUUGCUUCAGUCGGGAAGAAAUAUAGACUGA